AUGAACAAAAUCAUCGAAAAAGUGCGUUCGCGGAAGCCUUCGCCCGGAGGAGGCUCCGAAUCCAAGACGCCGUCAAAAAGUGCGAGCCUCUCCAGUCUCAAUAUCUCCUCGACGAACACACUCGGUUACGGAAACCUGCGCUGCGCAGUGGCCUUGCCAGAAGGUGAAGAUCUCAAUGAAUGGAUCGCUUACCACAUUUCUGAUUUCUACAAGCAGACUUCGAUGCUCUACGGCGCCAUUCUGCCCACAUGUACGACUGCCAAGUGUCCAACCAUUUAUCUUUGGCAAGAAGUGUCCGGCUCCCAGCCGAAGCCGCUCCCAGCAGCAGAAUACGUUGACAAUUUGAUGACGUGGAUCAACGAAUUACUCGAGGAUGAGAAGAUGUUCCCCUCAGCUAUCAAUGUGCCUUUCCCAGCACAAUUCCGCGACAAUGCUUUUAAAAUCAUAAAGAGACUCUUUCGAGUUUACGCUCACAUCUACCUCCAUCACCUCCAGGAUGUUCGGGAGAUGAAGAUGGAGCCUCAUCUGAACUCGAGCUUCAAGCACUUCAUUUUUUUCGUGCAGGAAUUCCAGCUCAUUUCCUCAGAAGAACUCAAACCACUGCAGGAGAAAUUCGCCAUUUUGAAAGAAAAAAUGGAUUGGGGUAUCGAAAAUGACGAAGAAACAUGGAGCGACGAUGACAAAGACGAAGAAAUGGCAACGAUGACAGUUGCAGAUAUUCUAGUUCUUCUGAUUUCGGGCGAUCUUCUCCCUACAGAAGACACGAAAAGGCUUGUUUUCAGAGAUAGCUUUUCAUUUUCGCCAGAUGAGACGCUCGCAACUCUUUUUUUCGAUGAUAUCCCUCCUCCUUCCAACCAGCUGCUCACCGAUGCUUUGAUCCAUUUUGUGUCAAAAAACGAAUAUCUCAAAAUUUCCGAAUUUCUGCGGCUUUCUCCUGUUGACGCGAACAAUCUUUGGUCGAAUGGGGAUCUCGCCGUUCACAGAGCAAAGUCGGUGGAGGCCCUCAAAAGGUUGAGACAAGGUGGAGCUAAUCUUCUGCUUGAAAAUGACGAAAAGAACAGCCCUCUCUCCCUUGCUCUCAGAUCUGGAAACUCCCGAAUGGCCUCUUACAUUCUCUCAUUUGCUGAAGACGAAGGCUCUCUGAUCAAUCAGCCAUCUACAAAACAGUCUGGUUAUUUGGAGAUAUUAGAAUACUUUUUGCGAAUUUUCGAAAAUAACGAUAUGGACAAUCAAGGGAUUCACACAACCCUGCGACUCUUCAAAAUGUCACUCACUUCAUUUAAUAGAUUCGGAUUAAAAGCGUCUGAAUCUGACAGAGAAACAGCUCUUUCGUCUAUUUGUAAGGCUGUAAAUUCAAAAGAAAUCUCAGAAUCGGCAGUUUACGACGCCAUUUACGAUCAAUACCCUGCUGAUAUUGGGAAACUCUUUGAAGAAAUCAUUUCUUCUUUACUUUCGGAAAGUCCUGGUGUUUUUGAUGAGCCUGAAUCUGAUAAUCUUGGCGCAAAAGCUGGCGCGAAUUCUCCUCCAUCGCCUGAAAAAACCCGUCGAGUUAUGGAAGUAGAGAGAAACUUUGAGCAUCUAGAUCACACUGCUGAUAUUCAAAUUCAUUCGUGGGGAAAUUCGCUAGAAGAAGCGUUUGAAAGUGCUGUGCUGGGAAUGUUCGACUAUUCUGUUCCAUUAGAAAAAGUCGAUCCACGCAAAAUGAUCAUCAUCGACUCGAGGGCGAAAAAGGGCUCAGAUUUAAAAGACAUUCUUUUCCUUGUUAUGCAGGACUGUUUGUACGAAGCCGCUACGGAUCCUUACUUCAUGGCUAGAGAAGCUAAAGUGCUCAGCCUCGACCGAGAGAAAUGCAGCUGUAAGAUGCAGCUGAAAGGGGAGGAAUUCGAUCUUCAGAAGCAUGGCGGAUUCGGAACAGAAGUUAAAGCCGUCACACACUCAGCACUAAAUAUUAUUGAAACAGAAAAGAAAAGCGAAGUUUGGGUCAUCGUCGAUAUCUAA
Oikopleura dioica is the source of this 1998-nucleotide messenger RNA. NCBI's taxonomy places the organism in Eukaryota, Metazoa, Chordata, Appendicularia, Copelata, Oikopleuridae. The record is from the annotation of a GenBank genome assembly.